Molecule: messenger RNA, 1064 nt
Organism: Mangifera indica (mango)
Lineage: Eukaryota; Viridiplantae; Streptophyta; Magnoliopsida; Sapindales; Anacardiaceae
Exons: 5
Coding region: 144-785 (213 amino acids)
Source: RefSeq, a predicted model, not a curated record
AGGUGAAGUUAACAUGAGGGCGCCCUUAUCAUAAUCUUGUUAAUUCAAUGGACACAGGUAACCAUGAGAUAUAAAUACCUAGACACACACGAUCAAACGUUUUCAAUUACCGAGAUUUUGGUUCCAAAAAGUUACCCAAAAAUAUGGCAGAAAUGGUCUGCAGAAGUGUGUUGCGCUGCGUCUUCUCAACAGAGCCGUAUAGGGCUCUGCAUCAAAACCAUGCCCUCUUUUCUCUCCCGUCAAUGACCCUUGGAUUUUCUUCACAAGCUAGUUUCGGUUACAGAAAUAAUGGAAACAUUAGGGCUAGAAAAUUUCACUUUACACGACAAACUCAACUUUUUUGCUUGCGUAACGACAACCAGUCAUCAGCUGAGGACGAGCAGGAACAAGGUCCGCCUCAAGAAGCCGUUCUUAAAGCCAUUUCAGAGGUAUCUAAGACAGAGGGUCGGGUUGGACAAACCACAAAUGUAGUUAUCGGAGGUACUGUGACUGAUGAUUCGACCAAUGAGUGGCUGGCUUUGGAUCAAAAGGUCAACUCAUACCCAACGGUUAGAGGGUUUACAGCAAUUGGAACUGGUGGAGACGACUUUGUGCAAGCUAUGGUUGUUGCUGUUGAAUCUGUCAUUCAGAAGCCUAUACCUGAGUGUCGUGUGAGGCAAAAAUUGUCAUCAAGGGGUAAAUACGUAUCUGUCAACAUUGGUCCUAUUCAAGUCAGCUCCAGUGAGCAGGUCCAAGCUGUAUACAAUGCCAUGAGGAGAGAUGACAGAAUGAAAUACUUUUUGUAGCGUAAUUUUCCAUUAUUUUUUGUUUGUACAGAAUUCUAAUAUAUGAGGCUGUAUGGUUUCCCCUUUCAUUUUCUUCUACUUAAACUACUUCGUCUUCUUGGUGGUUGCGGGUUUUUUUCCAUUGAUAAAUCUAUGUCAUUGUUUUAGGCAAAGGAAUGGUCAAAAUUAAUUAGUUAUACUCUGUAUGCAUGAAUGUGUAUGGUAUUAGUUAUUUAAUCACGAACCAGGUAGCAAAAAACUGUUUCUUUUUUUGUGAUUAAUAUUCUGAAUUUGGAAAGA